AUGGAAGAGCACUCCAGACUACAUGAACGAAAUUUCCAAUGUGGGGAGUGCUCUGAAACUUUCAGAACACAUAUCCAGUUGGAAAAGCACAUGCGUACCCACGGCACACAGCAGGGCUACGAUUGUUACAUAUGUAACAAGAAUUUCGCUUACGUGCAAGGCGUAAAAAGACACGUGGAAGUAAAGCAUCCAACGGCACACCCCAAUGCAUUCAAAUGUGACACAUGUGAAGAAACAUUUGGAGACUAUAAAAUAAUGAAAUGUCACAGGCGCAUGUCUAAUGAAUCCACAGAUGUUCGUCGUGUCAUCCCGCGCCACGAUCAGCAGCGACAGCGAGUGAAACAAUUUAAAUGUGACCAAUGUGACAAAAGUUUCGUAAGCAGAGAGAAUAUGGAAGAGCACUCCAGACUACAUGAACGAAAUUUCCAAUGUGGGGAGUGCUCUGAAACUUUCAGAACACAUAUCCAGUUGGAAAAGCACAUGCGUACCCACGGCACACAGCAGGGCUACGAUUGUUACAUAUGUAACAAGAAUUUCGCUUACGUGCAAGGCGUAAAAAGACACGUGGAAGUAAAGCAUCCAACGGCACACCCCAAUGCAUUCAAAUGUGACACAUGUGAAGAAACAUUUGGAGACUAUAAAAUAAUGAAAUGUCACAGGCGCAUGUCUGUACGGUCUUAA
Molecule: messenger RNA, 681 nt
Organism: Anopheles darlingi
Lineage: Eukaryota; Metazoa; Arthropoda; Insecta; Diptera; Culicidae
Product: zinc finger protein 510-like
Exons: 3
Coding region: 1-681 (226 amino acids)
Biological process (GO): regulation of transcription by RNA polymerase II
Cellular component (GO): nucleus
Molecular function (GO): DNA-binding transcription factor activity, RNA polymerase II-specific; RNA polymerase II transcription regulatory region sequence-specific DNA binding
Source: RefSeq, a predicted model, not a curated record